CCUUCUCCCCUGUCUUCAACCCCUCCCUCUCCCUCUCUUUCUUGAAUUAAGUCCAUUAUUCCUGCCCGCUCUCCCUCCGAGCGCUCCUUCUCUGCUCAGCUGCUGUGAAACCUCCCGUGUGUGUGAACUCCUUGCGCCUGUGCGUGAAGAAGAGUUUUGUGUGUGCGUGCGUGUGUGUGUGUGUGUGUGUGUGUGCGUGUGCGUGCGUGUGCGUAGGCUUGUGUGUUUUUCUAAGUGGAGCUGGAGUGGAGCUGACUGCAGAAAGGGGAAGACCGGGACCUCGCCGCGCCGCUUCCUAACUUACAGUCCAGAUGCUUUUUUGGACUCGCUGGACUCGUCUGCUGUCUCUCUGCCCUCCAGACAUCAUUCCCAUCACUGGAAUUAUUGAACUUUCCUGGAAUUUUGACCCUUCAUUUAUUCAUUCUUACUAUUUAUGGACUGUCAACGUUUUAAAUUCAGAUCCAGGUGUUUCCAAAAGACAUGCGCCAGCCUGAGAAUGGAUGUUUUGCAAGUGCAUGACAGGAGCUCAGUAUCCGUGUGUAGGACUUUGGGUUCCUUGGGAACAGACAGACAGGACUCGACGCCCAUGCGUGCCAGUUUUGUCCCAUCUCGGAUGCGAUAGGUGAUCCCUCAUCGGACCAGUGCUCAGUCGGCCUAUUGAAUCUGCAGAGCAUCGACCUACCUUAGAUCCUAUUAAAAGGAGUGUAAAAGACUGAGACCUGCCUAAAGAAGCAAGGGGACACGUUUGCUGUGGGCUCGUGAGUUUGAGUUGCUCCUGGAUUCACACAACGUAGGAGUCGAUUCCAGGAUCCCAAGAUAUUGACCUACAGUGAACUAAUCAGUUUUAUUAAAAAUGAUGACCAUGAUGAUGAUGGGUCUGGCCACGAUGAUCACCUGCAGCUCCCUGUUCCUACUGGGCCUGGCUGCCGCUCACGCUUCCUCCAGCGCUGUGGCCCGCUCUUCCUCGCCACCCUCGUCUUCCUCCACACCCUCUUUAUCUUCCUCCCCGCGCAUGAAGCUGUCAUACAAAGAGUUGCAGCAGUUCCACGGAGUGCGGCGCUUCGAGCUGGAGCGCUCCUGCUGCUUCGGGGCGCUGCUGCUGGACGAGGAACGGGGCCGUCUGUUUGUCGGGGCCAAGAACUUCCUGCUGUCGCUGUCGCUGGACAACAUUGCCAAGCAGGAGCACAAGAUCUACUGGCCUGCGCCUGUUGACUGGAGGGAGGAGUGUAACUGGGCUGGAAAGGACAUCACUUCCGACUGCGUGAACUACGUGAAGAUCGUGCAUCACUACAAUCGCACGCACCUGUACGCCUGUGGAACCGGGGCCUUCCACCCCACCUGCGCCUUCGUAGAGGUGGGACACCGGAUGGAGGACCACGUGUUCAGGAUUGACCCCUCUAAGGUGGAGGACGGCAAAGGAAAGAGUCCCUAUGAUCCUCGGCACAACCCUGCCUCUGUGCUCAUCGGUGAUGAGCUAUAUGCAGGCGUGGCCACAGACUUGAUGGGGCGGGACUUCACCAUCUUUCGGAGCCUGGGGAAACGGCCCUCUAUCCGCACGGAGCAGCACGACUCGCGCUGGCUCAACGAACCAAAGUUCGUCGGCUCCUUUUGGGUCCCAGAAAGUGAGAACCCCGACGAUGACAAGAUAUUCUUUUUCUUCCGGGAGACGGCGGUUGAAGCCCAAGGCCUCGGAAAGUCUACAUACUCGCGCAUUGGGCAGCUGUGCAGGAAUGACAUGGGUGGUCAGCGGAGUCUGGUGAACAAAUGGACCACGUUCCUCAAGACCCGUCUGAUCUGCUCGGUACCGGGCGCCGACGGCAGUGACACAUACUUUGAUGAACUACGCGAUGUGUUCCUGCUGCAGACGCGGGACAGAAAGAACCCGUUGGUCUAUACGGUCUUCUCUACUUCCAGCAGUGUAUUUAAAGGCUCGGCUGUGUGUGUCUACUCCAUGAAUGACAUCCGGAGGGCCUUCCUGGGGCCCUUUGCUCACAAAGAGGGACCAAACUACCAGUGGGUGCCCUUCCAGGGAAAGGUCCCCUAUCCCCGCCCAGGAAUGUGCCCCAGCAAGACGUUUGGCAGCUUCGAGUCCACUAAGGGAUUUCCAGAUGAUGUGAUUCAGUUUGCACGUCACCACCCUCUGAUGUACAAUCCAGUCUACCCUAUGAAUCGGCGACCCAUUUUUGUCAAGACCAACAUGGACUACAGCUUCACGCAGAUCGCUGUGGACAGAGUCAACGCUGCUGACGGGCAGUAUGACGUCAUGUUCAUCGGCACAGACAAAGGGACAGUGCUGAAGGUUAUCAAUGUACCCAAGGAGAGCUGGAACAACAUGGAGGAACUUCUGCUGGAAGAGCUGGAGCUCUUCAAAGACUCCUCCUCCAUCAGCAACAUGCAGCUCUCUUCAAAACGACAACAGCUCUACGUGGCGUCGGAUACAGGCAUAGUGCAGGUGCCUCUUCACCGCUGCAGCGUGUACGGAAAGGCCUGUGCCGAGUGCUGUCUGGCCAGGGACCCGUACUGCGCCUGGGACGGAACCUCGUGCACGCGCUACCUGCCGAACACCAAAAGGCGCUUUCGUCGCCAGGAUGUCAGGAAUGGAGACCCCAAUACUCUCUGCUCUGGAGACCACCUUAAGCACCGCGUGGCAGAGAGGAAGCUGUACGGCGUGGAGGGGAGCAGCACCUUCUUGGAGUGCAUUCCCAAAUCGCUCCAGGCGAGAGUCACCUGGACCUUCCAGAAACAGCCCCAGAGCUCAAGAGAAGAGGUGCAUCUCGAUGAUCGGAUUCUCCAGACAGACAGAGGCCUUCUCAUCCGUCGCGUCCUCAAGCGAGACAUAGGCACCUACCAGUGCCACGCCAUGGAGCACGGCUUCACCCAAACCCUCCUGGGCAUCACUCUGGAAGUGGUACCCUCAGCAUCCUCCAAUCUACCCUCUGAUGCCCCUGUCCGAUUAGACCCCCGCAGCGGGGGCGCGCCCGCAGCAACCAAUCAAAAGCUUUGGUAUCGGGACUUCAUGCAGCUGGUGGACCACCCCAACCUGAGCGCCGUCGACCAGAUAUGCGAGCAGGUGUGGGCGCGCAAGAACGCUGGCGGCGAGCAGGCCGAGAGGGUGUUCCUCGCUCCGGGAAAGGACACGCCGCCUCAUGGCCCUGCUCUCCCUGCAACCAGCAAAAAGUGGAAGCACCUUCAGGAGAUAAGGAAGGGGAGGAAUCGCCGGACCCACGACGGCAAACCGAACCCUCGGGCGCCACGCAGCGCAGGAGAGUAACAAUGUAGAAAAGGGGGAGGAACGAGGGAGGAAUGAAUGACUGAUACGGGGAGAAAAGAUGAUAGAGAGAGACUGAGAGACAGAGAACUCCUGGAGGUGUUCACACACACAAGACACACACAGACACACACACACGCAACAAACACAGCACCUCGGUUAAUGUGUGUAUUCAUCUAUGGAUGCCCCCAUCCCUGAUUCCUAGUUCCACUGACCAGCCCCUGCAUGUGCUGCCUUAUUGUCCAACUUGAUUCUGCAUGACCCCUUUACACUGUUUCACUAUAUAAUGCACUGAAGCAGGUUCCUGAAGAGAAAACUAGUUUUUAUCUGUCUCGUCCUUUUCUAAUGAGUGUACUUACAGAGUUAAUUGCCACAGGAUGAGCACAUCACGUUUCUGAAAUGAAAGUAUUCAUGUUCAAAAUUCUCCGUGUGGCAAAACAGCAAAGAAAAACAGCAAAUUUCUGUGCACAAUGGAAAAAAAUGAAGAGACACGACAACUGGAAGAUUUGCAAAGACUCAAAGCAAGUGUAAGUGUAACUAUUGAUGUGCACAUAAUGAAAUUCACCUCACCUUCCACAUGCAGCAUGCAUGGCAGCGGUACGAAGGCCUUGACGUCUCACCGUAUGUGGCUCGUAGUUCAUAGUGUCCGAGGGCACAUGCUGCAGCAACCAGAAAUCACAGAGUACAGUAGAAUCUGAGGGGUCCUGUUUGACCAGAUGUGAUUGUUUUGCUUUACUGGUCCGAACCACUAGCACUCGUCCCACUCUGUACUGGUUUACACUUCCCUUGGAUGUGUGGCAAGUCGUCAGCCCCUCAUUCAGCACAGCAAACGCGCAGAAACCUGCUCUUCCCUGUGGCCCACAAUGCAAAGCUGAUUUCAAACACUCAUUUACAUUGACCUUUGCUGCUUAAUGAUGUCAUCUCUUCCUAAAGGACAGUUACUAUGAUAAGGUCUUCCAUUUCUCUGUCUUCGGUCUAAUCUCUGUGUAUUAGCUAUAAAGACACCUUGCUUUUUAAGUUGUCUAUAGUUCUAAUAAGUGUGUAGCUUACGUAGUGUCCAUUGUGUGUACAGACUCAGAUAAAGAGCCAACCUGUGGUGCGAUACUUCAUAUCGUAUAGUCACAGGAAAAAAAGCAACUGCCCUUGUAAGAUAAUUCAUGAAUUUAUACAUUUAUGCUUUUGAACUGAAAUCUAAAUUAAAUGUUGUGUUGGCUAAAUUUGCGACGCUUUCACAAAUCUUAACAAAAGCAUAACGAUUGCAUAAUAUUUCCAAACACAUUCAAAGAUGUAUUGUAGUACUGUAGACGUUUUCCUACAUUGUAUGGUUUGUCCAUUUAUUCACACAGAGUUCAAGUCUUUUGGAAAAGCAGAUCAAGGAAAGAGGAGGCAGCACCAACUGCGUAGUGUGAGAUUUUAGAUGUAUUGAGUCGUUGUUGUUAUUUAUAUACCGUCUUUAUAGAGAUGUAAUUAACUCUUUGAACUGAACUGACUGACGUCUGUAAAAGGGACACUCUGCAUUUUGACACCACAUCCAUGAAGAGAUAGUCAAUACGAACCCAAAACAAACGAAACCCUAAUUUAAUUGGAGGAAGAAGCUUUGAGCUGUUGAGCUACAGUUACUAAUGAACUAAGUGGAUUAAAGAUAAUAAUGGUUUCCUACUUUUCCUUUGAUGAAAGGCUGAUAGUGCUGUCAAGCCUAUCCGAGUCUCCCUUUUAAGCCAGCUGUUUUGUGCUCUUUUCAAAUUGCAUGACUAAUGUUAGUGGCUAAAGCGUUUGACAAUGGAGCGAGAGAUAGAAAGCACAAUGUUGAAUAUAUUAUUAUUAUUUCUAUGUAUUUAUGUGCAAAGAUAAGCUGAUAUGUUGUGGUGGAUCUUUAUUUUUCUUAUAAAUGUAGAUUUUCAUCUGUAUUGUUCGUGUUCUGCUGAAAAAGGACUCAUCCUUAACAUUUCGUCCCAUUACAGUCAAAGGGGAACUUCCUGAACCGUGUUCAAUUAGAUUCUUUGUUACCCACACAGCCCCUCCAUUCAAGACUCCUGUUGUCUCCCAAGCCAUGUGACGCACCCCUAGUGCAUGUUAGAAGUAAAUGUGUGUGUGGUCAGUGUGUGUGUGUGUGUGUGUGUGUGUGAGGUGGGGUGUGUGAAAGAGAGAGCGAAUGUGUGGGGGGAAGCCGAACUCUGCAUGUAACGGCAGAGAUACAACGGUCCUGGUCUGUAGAGCGGAGGGUGAAAGUUCAGCGUUGAAGGCCAAAGUCAACACAGUGCACUGUCAUGCUCCCAGUGGUCUUGUGAAAUGUCAUGUCUCAAUGUCAGAUUGUUUUUGAUUAACACAAUAAAACAUCCAGUUACUUAAAAUUCAAA
Messenger RNA from Betta splendens (Siamese fighting fish), 5625 nucleotides. RefSeq names its product sema domain, immunoglobulin domain (Ig), short basic domain, secreted, (semaphorin) 3B (gene sema3b). The record is from RefSeq and is a predicted model, not a curated record. Gene Ontology annotation, biological process: neural crest cell migration; negative regulation of axon extension involved in axon guidance; axon guidance. The transcript is spliced from 19 exons. The coding region runs from base 854 to 3271 and encodes 805 amino acids. Lineage: Eukaryota; Metazoa; Chordata; Actinopteri; Anabantiformes; Osphronemidae. Gene Ontology annotation, molecular function: chemorepellent activity; semaphorin receptor binding.